UCAACCGCUCACCAAUCGACCGCUUGAUUGGAGGAGAUAAGGCUAUCCGCCGCGGUCGGAUCUUUGAAUUUUUAAAAAUUAAUUAUUAUAGGCCAAUACGGUAUUUAUAUUACAUGUUGCACAAUGCGAUGAGAACGUCACGCAGGCAUUGAUAUUUAGGUUUGAAGAUAAUAAUAAAAAGACGAUGCCUGGUGAAGCGCGGCUCCAUCAGUGCGCCUCUAUUGCAGGUCAUCUGAAAACAAUAGAUAUAUCAUGUCGUGUUUGAGCGUCGCAUGCAGCGCUGUUAUUGUCCUGUUCGGAGCGGUUUGCAGCGUUUUCAUAUUCUGUGAGUAUCUGAUUUAUUACGCCGCGAUAUUACAGUGUGGUUGGCCUGGGAUCGACCAUGGUGCCCCGGCGAGUGAGAGGAGCGCAGACGGCCAACCAGAGCCGGAGGUUCUCCGCGCUAUGGUGCUGUCAGACACGCACCUCCUCGGCGCUGUCGGAGGGCACUGGUUCGACAAACUGCGAAGGGAAUGGCAGAUGGAACGAGCUUUCCAGACCGCCCUGGCCCUGCUCCGACCUGAGGUCGUCUUUAUACUGGGGGAUGUGUUCGAUGAGGGGAAAUGGAGCUCUCCGAAGAACUGGGAGGAUGAUGUCUGUCGCUUCCAGAAGAUGUUUAGACAUCCCAGUGACACAGAGCUGGUAGUUCUGGUUGGAAACCAUGACAUCGGCUUCCACUACGAAAUGGACUGGUUCAAGUUACAGCGCUUUGAGAAGGCCUUCAAUACCACCUCCACCAGAAUGGUCACCAAGAAAGGAGUGAACUUUCUGUUGGUCAACAGCGUGGCGUUGCAUGGUGACGGUUGUCCUAUCUGCCAAUCAGUGGAGAAACAGCUUCACACACUGUCCAGGGACCUCAACUGUUCACUACUACAGAAUUCUGAGUCCAGCAUUAUAAGAGAAUACUGCCAAGACGCGUGGACCUAUCCUUCCACUACACCUAUCAUCCUGCAGCAUUACCCUCUGUACCGGGUGAGUGAUGCGGGCUGUACGGGUCGGGAUGCUGCUCCUCCUGAAGAGCGCCACCUGCUGUUCAGAGAGAAGUACGACGUGCUGUCUCAGGAGGCCUCUCACAGGCUGCUGCAGUGGUUUAAGCCCCGCCUGGUUCUCAGUGGCCACACCCACAGUGGUUGUCAGGUUCUCCAUGACAACAAGUACCCAGAGAUCAGUGUUCCGUCCUUCAACUGGAGGAACCGCAACAACCCCAGUUUCAUACUGGGUUCGUUCUCCUCCAGUGGUUAUGGCCUGUCUAAGUGUUUCCUUCCAGAGGAGAGUACAGUGAUAGCCCUCUACUGCUCUACAGGAGCCAGCCUCCUCUUCCUCCUCCCUCUGGUCCACUGCCUGUGGAUGCGAGGCCUUCUCCGAUGCCUCAUCCUCUGUCCAAUCAGCAAACACAAGUUUCUCUGACGGUCUCAGGUAGAGGUUGUCCCUGACUGCUGAAUGAUACAGGGUGAGAUAUGGGCUACAUCCCAUCUCAAAUGGCACCCUAUUCCCUAUUAAGUGCACUACUUUUAACCAGGU
Molecule: messenger RNA, 1560 nt
Organism: Oncorhynchus masou masou (cherry salmon)
Lineage: Eukaryota; Metazoa; Chordata; Actinopteri; Salmoniformes; Salmonidae
Product: metallophosphoesterase 1-like
Exons: 9
Coding region: 253-1446 (397 amino acids)
Biological process (GO): GPI anchor biosynthetic process; endoplasmic reticulum to Golgi vesicle-mediated transport
Cellular component (GO): endoplasmic reticulum-Golgi intermediate compartment
Molecular function (GO): phosphoric diester hydrolase activity
Source: RefSeq, a predicted model, not a curated record